Molecule: messenger RNA, 3365 nt
Organism: Myotis myotis
Lineage: Eukaryota; Metazoa; Chordata; Mammalia; Chiroptera; Vespertilionidae
Gene: MPPE1
Product: metallophosphoesterase 1
Exons: 10
Coding region: 1242-2432 (396 amino acids)
Biological process (GO): endoplasmic reticulum to Golgi vesicle-mediated transport; GPI anchor biosynthetic process
Cellular component (GO): endoplasmic reticulum-Golgi intermediate compartment
Molecular function (GO): phosphoric diester hydrolase activity
Source: RefSeq, a predicted model, not a curated record
CGGGCGCAAGGCAGAGGGAGCUAGGAGCCAGAGGGACAACGCCACAAUGAGGCCAGAGCCACCCGCUUCCCGCGAUCCGCUCCGGCGGGAGCCAGCGAUCCCAGGGACAACGCCACAAUGAGGCCAGAGCCACCCGCUUUCCGCGAUCCGCUCCGGCGGGAGCCAGCGAUCCCAGGGACAACGCCACAAUGAGGCCAGAGCCACCCGCUUCCCGCGAUCCGCUCCGGCGGGAGACAGCGAUCCCAGGGACAACGCCACAAUGAGGCCAGAGAAACUCGCCUGCCGGGAGGGCUGCUCCCGGGGACCCGCACACAGUCCGCCCGGUGCUCCUGGGCCGCGGCGGUUCUUAGCCCGCGGAGCCGGCCUGCUGGGGCUCUGCGAGGAGCGCGGCUCGGCUAGACGCGGAGGGCGGAGCGCACGGCCCGCGGGAGCCGCCUCUCCGGUCCGAGCCGAGGUCGUGCAUUAAAGAAAGGAUCACUCCAGCCUCCGCGGCUGCCUGGCUAGAUCGGGGGGCCGAGCGCGUGGCAGCCCGAGCCCGCCGUUUCCCGGCCUGGCCGGAGGCAAUCUUGCGUCCUCGCGGCCUUUCCGUGCCCAAGUGACCUCUCCUCCGUGCGCUCCCUACGCUUUUCCGGGGGGUGCUCUUGUCCCAGGCCUGCACCCGUUUGCAGCGACUUCCCAGGGGUUCGGAGGAGCGGCAGGACUCAGGACUCAGCCUAGAAGACAUGUAAGGAUGGCUGCGGGGACCAGUCGUUGAGGAAGGAGCAGCCGCGUGUGUGUGUUGUUUUUCUUUGGAUCUGUUGUUGGAGUUGCCAAAGGAGCCCGGACUGUGCUUCCCUUCCCGGGGUCGCAGGCCAGUCCGCUCUGUCUGCAAAGCUAGCGGGGUCCGGAGCCCCAGUUCCAGAACGUGGGUGCCGGGCGGGCGGGUUUUUCCGCCUUUUGAGGUCGCAGGGGCGGGGUUCCAGGGCGCCCGUGACACGCCCGGCCACGUUGCGGAACAGGAAGCGUCGGGGAUGCUCAGCGGGUUUCAGAGGACAGGGGAGAUGUUGGGGUCCGGCUCGCCUGGGGUGCUUGGCUUUCCGGUCUGCAUUGUGUCGUGCUGAGCGCCAGUGCAAGUGGGAUUUUACAGGUUCAUGGCUAAGACCUGGACAUCGUCUGCACCUUCCCCGGGAUUCGACAGUUUCCUAGUGGUGACUCCUUGAUGCGUCUGACUCGUGGUUGCUGGCAGCUCCUGGGCUGGAGACAUGGCUGCUUUCCAAUUUGGGUUUGGAAGGCUGAAUUUUCAUCUGUUGAAGAGAAGGAGUUUCUUGCUGUUGAAACUCAUAGCUUUUGUCUGUUCCGUGCUUCUGUUUUGUGAAUUUUUAAUCUAUUACUUAGUGAUCCUUCCGUGUAAUUGGCCCGAGGUGAAAACUCCAGCCCAUGGCGGGAAACAAGAGACUCUCGAACCUGUCCUGAAAGCCAUGUUUUUGGCCGAUACCCACUUGCUUGGGGAAGUAAGAGGCCACUGGCUAGACAAAUUACGGAGGGAAUGGCAGAUGGAGAGAGCCUUCCAGACGGCUCUGUGGUUGUUGCAGCCGGAAGUCGUCUUCAUUUUGGGAGACAUCUUCGAUGAAGGGAAGUGGAGCUCCCCCCAGGCCUGGGCGGAUGAUGUGAAGAGGUUUCAGAAAAUGUUCAGACACCCAGGUCACGUGCAGCUGAAGGUAGUUGUUGGCAACCAUGACAUUGGCUUCCACUACCAGAUGAACAGAUACAGAAUAAAACGAUUUGAGAAAGUUUUCAACCCUGAAAGGCUAUUUUCAUGGAAAGGAAUUAACUUUGUGAUGGUCAACAGCGUCGCCCUGGAAGGGGAUGGCUGCAACAUUUGCUCUGAAGCAGAGGCUGAGCUCAUGGACAUUUCUCACAAGCUGAACUGCUCCCGAGAGGAGCAGCGCCCCGGCCAGUGUGGGCAUGGGCCGCCGCUGCCGGCCUCGGCCCCCGUCCUCCUGCAGCAUUUCCCGCUUUACCGGCAAAGCGACGCCAACUGUUCUGGGGAGGACUCCGCGCCCCCGGAGGAGAAGGGCAUCCCCUUUAAGGAGCGAUAUGACGUGCUUUCUCGGGAGGCCUCACAAAAGCUGCUGUGGUGGCUCCGGCCGCGCCUGAUCCUGAGCGGCCACACGCACAGCGGCUGCGAGGUGCUCCACGGCGCCGGGGUCCCCGAGCUCAGCGUGCCGUCUUUCAGUUGGAGGAACAGAAACAACCCCAGUUUCGUCAUGGGCAGCAUGACGCCCACAGAGUAUGCCCUGGCCAAGUGCUACCUUCCCUUGGAGGACACGGUUCUGAUGACGUACUGUGCAGCCGCGGGGCUCCUUGUGGUCCUCAUGUUGGUUCACCUUGGACUUGUAGCCUCACCUGUUCUUUUUGGUUAUAAGCUGCUCAGAAAGUUUAAGACAGUGUGAAGAGCAGGAGGCUUUUUGCAUUUAGUCAUCGACAUCAAAGCCAAAGAAACUGAACUUCAGGCAGUGCUCAUGGGAGAUGAGACCCAAGUAGACGACUGUCUUGAUGCACAUCACAGAAAUGCUAAAUCAUGGAUGCAAAUGACUGCAGAAUAGAUAGUUUAUUGUACUGUUCUCAUGCUAUGAAAAUGGAACAUGUACUCUACGACAAGUCUGUUUUCUCAUUUUUUUUUUCAAAUAUAUGUGGAAUCAAAGAUUGUAUCUGUACAAUACGUAAAUGCUAUUUAUUAACGUCAUCACUUGCAUGCACUGGACAGGCCUUCCUUCCCCAGGAGGGAGCCAGCAGCCCCGCGGCACACGGGGGCUUAGGUGUGCACACACCAAACAUGGGGUUCGCUUCUGUCCUCCUAUGACGUUGUUCUCAAAGUCCUAUAUAGUACAAAGCUGUACAAUGAAAAUGAAAGUACAGAUGACACGAGGAGGAAUAUACUGUCUACACAGACUUUUUAAAAUCAGGGUAAUUUUCUCUCUAGCAGACUGAGUUGUUAAAUUGGAACUUAUUGCCUGUCAAUGAUGAAAAUAAAUUUGAAAAAUGGAUGAGGGAGUGGUUUUUUUUGUAUUUAAAAAUAAAUAUCUAGGUAAUUUUAAGCCAGAUUUGUUUUUGUGUGUAUUUUUUCAAUCAAACUUUUAAAUAGGAAGUUUAGUUACAGGAGGAUUGUUGAGUAAUAGUAAUGCAUGCAACAAUAUAUGCCUUUAUUUUUUGUGGGGGGUUUUCUGUUCAGUUUUCAUGUUUUACUUUGAAAGUGCAAUGGAAACUGAAAAUAAGUUCUGCUUUAGAUGUCUCAGUUCAACUGAGAGUUUUACCAAAGAGUUAAGGAUGAGAGGGGAACAGGAAUUGGGUGAUAAUGAAAUAAAAUGUUUGUUGCAUUGAUUGUC